Messenger RNA from Scheffersomyces stipitis CBS 6054, 939 nucleotides. RefSeq names its product 3-methyl-2-oxobutanoate hydroxymethyltransferase (gene ECM31). Gene Ontology annotation, biological process: pantothenate biosynthetic process. Bases 1 to 939 code for a protein of 312 amino acids. Gene Ontology annotation, molecular function: 3-methyl-2-oxobutanoate hydroxymethyltransferase activity; magnesium ion binding. Gene Ontology annotation, cellular component: mitochondrion. NCBI's taxonomy places the organism in Eukaryota, Fungi, Ascomycota, Pichiomycetes, Serinales, Debaryomycetaceae. The record is from RefSeq and is a predicted model, not a curated record. The transcript has a single exon.
AUGUCUUCCAGAGUCCAAAUCUUCAGAAGAACAUUCAGCCUGAGUGUUUCUGCCAAAUCCUCCUACACUGGCACAGCUAGAAAGACUGUGGCCGAUAUCAACAGGUUCUAUGCUAGCUCCAAGCCAAUUACCGUCGUAACAGCACACGACUUCAUAACCGCCAAGAUGGUUGAUCAUGCCGGUAUCGACAUUUGUUUGAUAGGAGACUCUCUUGCCAAUACUACGUUGGGGCUUGAUGACACUAACGAGUUGGAGUUUCAAGAGAUGCUUUAUCACGUGAAGUCAGUCCAAAGAGGUAAUGAUUCGUCUUUGAUCGUGGCCGAUUUACCAUUUGGCUCGUACGAGAAGUCCUCGGAACAAGCCUUGGAUACGGCCAUGACUAUUAUCAAGCACGGUAAGAUUCAAGGUGUCAAGGUCGAAGGAGGAGAUGAAUUCAUCUUGCCAACGGUAAACCGGUUGACCACGGUCGGAAUUCCUGUAAUGGGCCAUGUUGGACUUACUCCCCAAAAACACAACGCUCUUGGAGGCUACAGGCUUCAGGGGAACUCUGUUGAAAAUGCUGUCAGUAUAUACAAGCAGUGUCUUGACCUCCAACGAGCUGGUGUUUUUUCCAUUGUGCUAGAGUGUAUUCCCAACAAAUUGGCUCAGUACAUCACUGAAAACUUGAGCGUUCCGACCAUUGGUAUUGGUGCCGGUCCAUUUACUUCCGGGCAAGUUCUCGUGAUCUCUGACAUUCUCGGAAUGAAGAGUAAUAAAGAGAACCACAAGCCCAAGUUUGUCCGUGCCUACGAGGACUUUUAUACCAAAGGAGUUGAGGCGUUGACCAGCUACGGUGAACAUGUAGAGAACGCUCAAUUUCCUGACGUAGAUGAGCACGGUUACAAGAUCAAGAGAGAUGUAUUUGAAGAGUUCAAGAAACAGGCCCACCACAUCCAUUAG